Molecule: messenger RNA, 2078 nt
Organism: Schistocerca gregaria
Lineage: Eukaryota; Metazoa; Arthropoda; Insecta; Orthoptera; Acrididae
Product: alanyl-tRNA editing protein Aarsd1
Exons: 12
Coding region: 657-1892 (411 amino acids)
Biological process (GO): regulation of translational fidelity; alanyl-tRNA aminoacylation
Molecular function (GO): ATP binding; Ser-tRNA(Ala) deacylase activity; alanine-tRNA ligase activity
Source: RefSeq, a predicted model, not a curated record
UGCAACAAAGUACAACCAAGCUGAAAGUACUGCGGCAUGACAAAGUUGCAUCUCUUAAAUUGCGCCAUUAAAAACUGUGAGUUCACACUUGCAUCUGCAGUUUGCCACUAGCAGUGCCGAAACUUUUGUUGCAUAUGUGAACCCGGCUUAACUAACCGCGGAAUGAAAUAGUGUCUUACCACACGUACCCCAAGUUAACCACGUAGUUAGCCUAUUCCUCGUUUAGUUAUCCUUGGAUUUAUCCCGAAAUUGUACAACCGGCCCAUAGGGGUCAUGAGGAUGAGAUUAGAAUAAUUACUGCAUGCACAGCGGCAUUCAAACAAUCAUUCUUCCCGCGCUCCAUAUGUAAACCGAACGGGAAGAAACGUUAAUAAUUUAUAGAAUGCCCUCUGCCAUGCACAUCAUGGUUGUCAAGGUAUAGAUGUAGAUGUUUUUUCUGGCUUUUUUCAUGGAUGCAAUUAGCUUAUUUCGUUUAGGAGAGUUGGCCACACUGAUGCAUUGUUUACCUUUAAUACAAAUGCAGACGAACGUGCUUAUCUUUUGAGUGAUUUGCAUUUUAGUGCAUGUAAAGAAGAGGUAGAACAUAAUUGAUCAUUAGAAGUCUGCAAAAGACGGCCCCCAGUCCUUUGUUAUAGCUGGAAUUAAAAUAAUAAGCCAUGGUAUUUGCCUGUCAAGCAGACAGUUUUCUGCGAGAGUUUUCUUCUAAAGUCGUGUCUUGUGCUGAAGCAAAACUAGAUUUAGUAAAAGAUGGGAAGAAACAAACAAUUGAUGGGUUUGAAGUGGUUUUAGAAGACACAAUUUUGUUUCCUGAGGGAGGAGGACAGCCAUCAGAUACAGGAUACUUAAAUGAAACACAAGUGAUUCAGGUUAAUCGACGAGGUGCUGAAGCUGUUCAUUUUGUUCAAUCAAAGUUCUCAGUUGGAGAAACAGUGAAACAAAAAGUGGACUGGGAGAGGAGGUUUGAUCACAUGCAGCAACAUUCAGGGCAGCACCUUCUUUCUGCUGUUGGUGAAACUGAAUUCAAUUGCCCCACAACUUCUUGGUGGCUUGGUGAAGAAACCUCAUAUGUUGAACUUGCUACAACCAGUCUUACCCAGAGCAUUGUGGAUAAAUGGGAAGCUAUAGUGAAUGAAAAAAUAAGACUAGCAUUGCCUGUCACAGUCAAAGUAUACAGUAAGGGUGAUCCAUGGUUGGAUGAGGCACAUACUCGUGGGCUCCCAAAGGAUCAUGAAGGUGAUGUGCGUGUGAUCUCAAUUGAAGGAGUGGACAACAAUAUGUGUUGUGGUACACACGUCAGCAAUCUUAGUCAGUUACAGGCAAUUAAAUUUUUAUAUUUUGAAAAAGGGAAGAAGAAUAAAACCAACUUGCAUUUCCUGGUUGGUGGACGGGUACUAAAGUAUUUGUCAAACUGUCUUGAACGAGAAAAAAAGCUUACAGAACUGUUACAGAGCAAUCCAAAUGAUCAUGUUAGCUUAGUGGAGAAACUCCAAAAAUCUGUGAAGAAUGCAAAUAAAAAUUUAGUAAAUGCCCUAAAAGAAAUUGCAGCAUAUGAGGUAGAAAAACUGAAGAGUCAAGAACCUAAGCCCAAAUUCUUCUGUCUUCACAGAAACGAGGCCGAAAUGGAUUUCAUAAAUAUGUUCCUUAAGCUGUUUGCGGAUGAGAGUGUGCUGCUGCUACUUACUGUCGGUGAACCUAAGGGCCCUGGGCACAUGGUGUUGCAUGGAGAGCAAACUGCUGUCUCUGCUUUGGGUCAACAAAUCUGCAAACUUCUGGAUGGUAAAGGUGCAGGGAAAGGGACUCGAUUCCAAGCCAAGGUCAACAAUCUUAAAAAUAUAAGAGCUGCAGAGAAGUUGAUCAAAGAAUAUUUUCAAACAGGUCAGAAUGAAGUAUAAUGCUGCAUUAAAGAGUGAGAGUUAAUUAUUGUAUUAUAAAUUUUUGACAAUAUUUGCUGUGCAAUUCAUCAUGUUUCACAGUGUUAUAAGACUCAAUUUCAUAUAGCAGAUGAAACUUAGAUUUGUAAAUAAAACUGGCGUAAAAUGUGUAAGAUAUGUAUCACGAAUAAAGUGAGUUGCUAACUA